This is a messenger RNA of Malaclemys terrapin pileata, 590 nucleotides long. RefSeq names its product S100 calcium binding protein A11 (gene S100A11). Gene Ontology annotation, biological process: regulation of cell population proliferation. The record is from RefSeq and is a predicted model, not a curated record. Bases 113 to 445 code for a protein of 110 amino acids. Gene Ontology annotation, molecular function: calcium-dependent protein binding; calcium ion binding. The transcript has 3 exons. NCBI's taxonomy places the organism in Eukaryota, Metazoa, Chordata, Testudines, Emydidae. Gene Ontology annotation, cellular component: cytoplasm.
GGGCCAGCCGGGCUGCCGAGGGCGGUGGCCGGGGCUGGGCGAGGCUCCGAGAGCGCCCCAGAGUCUGUUCCUCGCUGCGCUGCGCUCCGCUCCGCUUCUCUCCGCUGCAGCCAUGUCGAAGUUCCCCUCAUCCCCGACGGAAACGGAGCGCUGCAUCGAGUCCCUGCUGGCCGUCUUCCAGCGCUACGCCGGGCGCGAAGGCGACAACUGCACGCUCUCCAAGAAGGAGUUCCUCAGUUUCAUGAACGCCGAGCUGGCUUCCUUCACAAAGAACCAGAAGGACCCAGGAGUCCUGGACCGGAUGAUGAAGAAGCUCGACUUGAAUUGUGACGGGCAGCUGGACUUCCAGGAGUUCCUGAACCUAAUUGGGGGCAUCGCGCAGGCUUGCCAUGUUGCACUGUGCGUGCAGGCUCCCCCCGGCCACCACCCGACCAAGAAACUGUGACCCCACCCAACCCACACCUACAGCCCAGCAAACAUUCCCGAUGCACCCUGUGCAACGGUCAGCUGCAGACCUGCCCCCAGCAUGUGUGUGUGUGUUGAGGGGCUCUCCUUGCUUUUGUAUCAGUAAAAGAAUGGUAUAAAAAUUC